Closterium sp. Yama58-4 is the source of this 2457-nucleotide messenger RNA. Lineage: Eukaryota; Viridiplantae; Streptophyta; Zygnematophyceae; Desmidiales; Closteriaceae. The record is from the annotation of a GenBank genome assembly.
AUGAGUACGGAGGAGGCGAACGUGGAGGCCGAUAAUUUCCGCGCAUUAGAGGAGGACCUCGUGGCUCGUCGCUCUCGUGGUGAGCUUAGUAGUGAAGAUUACGAGCUCAUGUUGGAGGGAAUACGCGCUCGUCAGCGUCGCGAUCGUCCCUCGCCACGUGUAGAGCAAGCCGCGGGAGGAACUAGUGCGUGGGAUAUGGCUGUUGAUGGCGGAGAUGGCGAUGACGAGGAGUUUGAUGGGUUGGUGUCGCGUGGGGUCCUGCGAGGAACGACUCGGUUUAGUACGGCUAGCGUCGGUGGUAUACAGGAGCGUGUUCAUCGCGCAGCGGCGUCACACGAGCGUGCGAACGUAGGACGACGGAGCGUUGCUGGAGGAGGGAAUGCGGAGGAGUACGAUAGUGGAGCUAUGCCAGGCAUUACCCCUCCUUCUGCUGAACCUGAUGAGGAUGAUGAGGGGAAUGAGGAUGAUGAGGGGAAUGGGGAUGAUGGGGGGAAUGGGGAUGAUGAGGGGAAUGAGGAUGAUGAGGGGAAUGAGGAUGAUGAGGGGAAUGAGGAUGAUGAGGGGAAUGAGGAUGAUGAGGGGAAUGGGGAUGAUGGGGGGAAUGGGGAUGAUGAGGGGAAUGAGGAUGAUGAGGGGAAUGAGGAUGAUGAGGGGAAUGAGGAUGAUGAGGGGAAUGAGGAUGAUGAGGGGAAUGGGGAUGAUGAGGGGAAUGGGGAUGAUGAGGGGAAUGAGGAUGAUGAGGGGAAUGGGGAUGAUGGGGGGAAUGGGGAUGAUGAGGGGAAUGGGGAUGAUGAGGGGAAUGAGGAUGAUGAGGGGAAUGGGGAUGAUGGGGGGAAUGAGGAUCAUGAGGGGAAUGGGGAUGAUGGGGGGAAUGGGGAUGAUGAGGGGAAUGGGGAUGAUGAGGGGAAUGAGGAUGAUGAGGGGAAUGGGGAUGAUGGGGGGAAUGGGGAUGAUGAGGGGAAUGAGGAUGAUGAGGGGAAUGAGGAUGAUGAGGGGAAUGAGGAUGAUGAGGGGAAUGGGGAUGAUGAGGGGAAUGGGGAUGAUGAGGGGAAUGAGGGUGAUGAGGGGAAUGGGGAUGAUGGGGGGAAUGGGGAUGAUGAGGGGAAUGGGGAUGAUGAGGGGAAUGAGGGUGAUGAGGGGAAUGGGGAUGAUGGGGUGAAUGGGGAUGAUGAGGGGAAUGAGGAUGAUGAGGGGAAUGAGGAUGAUGAGGGGAAUGGGGAUGAUGAGGGGAAUGAGGAUGAUGAGGGGAAUGAGGAUGAUGAGGGGAAUGAGGAUGAUGAGGGGAAUGGGGAUGAUGAGGGGAAUGGGGAUGAUGAGGGGAGUGAGGGUGAUGAGGGGAAUGGGGAUGAUGGGGGGAAUGGGGAUGAUGAGGGGAAUGAGGAUGAUGAGGGGAAUGAGGAUGAUGAGGGGAAUGGGGAUGAUGAGGGGAAUGGGGAUGAUGAGGAGAAUGAGGGUGAUGAGGGGAAUGAGGAUGAUGAGGGGAAUGAGGAUGAUGAGGGGAAUGGGGAUGAUGGGGGGAAUGGGGAUGAUGAGGGGAAUGAGGAUGAUGAGGGGAAUGAGGAUGAUGAGGGGAAUGGGGAUGAUGGGGGGAAUGGGGAUGAUGAGGGGAAUGAGGAUGAUGACGGGAAUGAGGAUGAUGAGGGGAAUGAGGAUGAUGAGGGGAAUGAGGAUGAUGAGGGGAAUGGGGAUGAUGAGGGGAAUGGGGAUGAUGAGGGGAAUGGGGAUGAUGAGGGGAAUGAGGAUGAUGAGGGGAAUGGGGAUGAUGGGGGGAAUGGGGAUGAUGACGGGAAUGGGGAUGAUGAGGGGAAUGGGGAUGAUGAGGGGAAUGGGGAUGAUGGGGGGAAUGAGGAUGAUGAGGGGAAUGGGGAUGAUGGGGGGAAUGGGGAUGAUGAGGGGAAUGGGGAUGAUGAGGGGAAUGAGGAUGAUGAGGGGAAUGGGGAUGAUGGGGGGAAUGGGGAUGAUGAGGGGAAUGAGGAUGAUGAGGGGAAUGAGGAUGAUGAGGGGAAUGAGGAUGAUGAGGGGAAUGGGGAUGAUGAGGGGAAUGGGGAUGAUGAGGGGAAUGAGGGUGAUGAGGGGAAUGGGGAUGAUGGGGGGAAUGGGGAUGAUGAGGGGAAUGAGGGUGAUGAGGGGAAUGGGGAUGAUGGGGGGAAUGGGGAUGAUGAGGGGAAUGAGGAUGAUGAGGGGAAUGAGGAUGAUGAGGGGAAUGGGGAUGAUGAGGGGAAUGAGGAUGAUGAGGGGAAUGAGGAUGAUGAGGGGAAUGAGGAUGAUGAGGGGAAUGGGGAUGAUGAGGGGAAUGGGGAUGAUGAGGGGAAUGAGGGUGAUGAGGGGAAUGGAGAUGAUGGGGGGAAUGGGGAUGAUGAGGGGAAUGAGGAUGAUGAGGGGAAUGAGGAUGAUGAGGGGAAUGGGGAUGAUGAGGGGAAUGGGGAUGAUGAGGGGAAUGAGGGGGAAUGGGGAUGA